UGAAACAGACAUUCUUUGGGUUCAACCUGUUUCAGGUGCUGUUACCGGAUUCAUGUGUGUUCUGCUCAUUACCGCUAAGUUUCUAUGUGAACUUUGCUCCCGUGUCCUUACUUUUUUACACCAUGAGGGACGUGACCAGGGGGAGCGGAGAACCAUCUACAAUUAUGUGCGGGGGAAAUACCUGGAGCCACGCUCCUGCCAGGUGACAUGGGACUGGAAGGAGCCGUUUGAAGUGGGACAGUCCAUGAGCUUUAAAGUGAAGAUGUUCUACAGGAACGGACUCCCUUUCUCUAUUAGCAGCUCUUCAGCACUGCGGGUGAGGAUCUCACACACUGAGUUUCCUUUGGAACUUCCAGUGACUCUUGAGGUUCUUCAGGAUCCUGUAAGAAACGUCAUAAAGGCGUCUUUUACUGUGCGGAGAGCAGGGAGAUACCAGAUCAGCAUCAGCUUUGGAGGCCUCAGUGUGGGACUCAGCCCUUACUACAAGAUCUUCCAACCAGGAGUGGUGGUCCCAAGUAAGACCCAGAUUGUCAGUCACUUCUCUACACUUGUCUUAACGUGUGGAGAACAGCACACGCUUCAAAUCGAUCCUCGUGAUCAGUACAGCAAUCUAACUAGUGUGAGCCAGGAGGACCUUGAAAGUUACACACUAACGCUGACGAUUUCAGAGGUCCCCUCUCAGAGGCCUGAGGAGGAGGAUACUGUAGUAGCAUCUGAAGGCGAAGUUUCAGAUUCAGAAAGUACCUGCCAAGUCAUUCUAUACCUCACUCUCCUUCAGACUGGCUGCUUUCAGGCAACUCUACGCUACCAAGGGCAGCCAAUCAGCAAUGGCCACUUCAGUAUUAUUGUGUUAACUGAUGGCGAGAAGGCAGCUGUAGAGAACAACGUGUCCCGCUCAGGGGUAGGAGUAUUCUUUGAGGGGUAUUUGCAUCCUCCAUCCAACUUCCCUAGUAGUUCUGUACAGCGACGACUGUCACCUGCUGGCCACGAAGAGGAAUGCAACGCCACUGCAGAUCCUCCUUCCCAGGACAGGAUGAAGAAACCCAAGAAAGUGUAUUUGUAUAUUUCCCCCAAGCAACUUUCUGUGAAGGAGUUUUAUCUUCGAAUAAUUCCAUGGCGUCUCUUCACAUUUAGAGUUUGUCCUGGUACCAAGUUCCUAUACCUCCCCCCAGACCCCCUGCAUGGUCUGCUCUCCCUGCAGGUGGAUGAUGGGCUACAGCCCCCAAUAGAGAUAAGUUGCCGGGAAAGGAAUAUCCUGGCUGCAACUUUCACACAGUUUCUGCAUCUUAAUAUUGGAGGAUCUGAGACAUUUCAGGAUAAAGUUGGGUUUUUUCAUCGAGAACUUAGACACAUUCACUCAAAGAAGACACGGUGUAAAGUGACACUUAGAGUUAGCCGGCACUCACUGCUGGAAAGUUCAUUCAGGGCAACACGCAACUUUUCUUCCUCGGAUUGGACCAAAAACUUUGAAGUUGUAUUUCAAGAUGAAGAAGCUCUGGACUGGGGAGGCCCUCGUCGCGAGUGGUUUGAGUUGAUCUGUAAAGAUUUGUUUGAUACGAGGCAUCAACUUUUUACCAGAUUCAGUGACAAAAACCAGGGUUUGGUUCAUCCAAACCCUUUCCGGCCCGCAGGCUUACGUGUCAAGUUGUACGAGUUUGCUGGCAGAGUUGUUGGAAAGUGCCUGUUUGAGUCGUCUCUGGGCGCAGGUUGUGAGCAACUGGUGAGGGCCCGAUUCACUCGCUCCUUCUUGGCACAAAUCAUAGGACUGCGUAUGCAUUACAAGUACUUUGAGACAGAUGACCCAGACUUCUUCCAGUCCAAAGUUCUGUACCUCCUCUCUCAUGACGUGUCAGACACAGACCUGGUUUUUGCAGAGGAAAGAUAUGGACAAGGGGGGCAGCUGGAGAAGGUGGUGGAACUGAUCCCGGGGGGGUCUCAGAUUGAAGUGACCAAUGAGAACAAACUUUAUUACCUGAACCUUUUGGCUCAGCAUCGACUGUGCAAUCAGGUGCGAGAGGAGGUGGAACAUUUCUUAAAAGGACUAAAUGAGCUGGUGCCAGACAAUCUUCUCGCCAUAUUUGAUGAGAAUGAAUUAGAGCUCCUCAUGUGCGGCACCGGGCAUAUUGCAGUGCAGGAUUUCCAGGCUCAUGCUGUGAUCAUUGGUGGCUCGUGGUACUUCCGAGAAAAGGUGAUGAGUUGGUUCUGGGCUGUUGUUUGUAGCUUCACACAAGAAGAGUUGGCUCGUCUUCUGCAGUUUACCACUGGGUCUUCACAGCUGCCCCCAGGUGGAUUCUCUGCACUGUGCCCCAGCUUCCAGAUCAUUGGCUCCCCAGCUCGUGGCACUCUGCCCACUGCCCAUACAUGCUUUAACCAGCUGUGUCUCCCGACUUAUGAAUCCUAUGAAGAGAUGCACAAAAUGCUUAAACUUGCCAUUAGCGAAGGCUGUGAAGGCUUUGGGAUGAUCUGAGGGACAUCAAGUGACGGAAGGAAACCUCACUGCUCAUGACAGCCUACUAGUAGACCGGAGCCAAGUCUCCCCUGUGCGUGCCGCUGUAUUCCAUUCAUAAGAUACCAAGAGCAUGACAUUGUGUGGCACUACUGCUCUAUCAACAAGCUUAUUGUUUUGCAGAGAUGUUCUCAGUUGGACUACUGCAUGAGCACAGACUCCGCCAGCGCAAGAGACUCGACUAGUUGUUUAGCGCACAAGACUGAACACAACAGACAUUAAACAGGAGCACUUUCAUUUAUUAAGUGUAAAAGAGAAUCUUAUAUUAAUGGAACAAUCUUUUAUUUAAAAUAAAAACCAAAAUGUCCUAA
This is a messenger RNA of Bombina bombina (fire-bellied toad), 2817 nucleotides long. It is a transcript of the gene AREL1, whose product is annotated as apoptosis resistant E3 ubiquitin protein ligase 1. The record is from RefSeq and is a predicted model, not a curated record. The coding region runs from base 53 to 2467 and encodes 804 amino acids. The transcript is spliced from 19 exons. Gene Ontology annotation, molecular function: ubiquitin-protein transferase activity. Gene Ontology annotation, biological process: proteasome-mediated ubiquitin-dependent protein catabolic process; protein polyubiquitination; positive regulation of protein catabolic process. Lineage: Eukaryota; Metazoa; Chordata; Amphibia; Anura; Bombinatoridae.